AUGAAUUGUGUUCGAUUGACAUUUAUUCUUCUUAGCGUAUUCAUCGCUAUUAUUCAUUGUUCAGUUACUUUUCGACGAGAAAAUCAAGAUGAAAUUGAUCCAAUUGAUUUAAUACGAGACAAUUAUGGAUGUGAUGCUGUUGUUAAAAGUUGUGGAAAUAAAGGCAAGUGUUGUGACACUCACGAUACUUGUUAUAAACGACAUGGCUGCAGUGCUAUCAGUUGGUUUUAUUUGUGGGGAAAUUGUCGACAAUGCAAUUUAGAUGUAAUGGCUUGUGUUGUCAGACAAAAUCCUGGUGUAAGUUCAUGUUGUUCAGCAAAAAAUUGUGGACAAGCACGACCAUAA
Molecule: messenger RNA, 345 nt
Organism: Rotaria sp. Silwood1
Lineage: Eukaryota; Metazoa; Rotifera; Eurotatoria; Philodinida; Philodinidae
Source: the annotation of a GenBank genome assembly